AUGAAAGAUGAGUUGAAUGCUCUUGAGCUGAACAAAAUUUGGCGUCUUGUUGAUUGCCCUACAGGGGUUAAGCCGGUUGGCUAUAAAUGGGUCUAUCGCAUCAAACGCAAGCCUGAUGGUUUAGUUGAUCGAUAUAAAACACGCCUUGUGGCUAAAGGGUUCACUCAAACUGAAGGUGUUGAUUUCUUGAAAACUUUCUCCCCUGUUGUCAAGUCUGCCACCAUCAGAUUAGUUUUGGCAUUAGCUUCUAUGAAGCGUUGGCCCAUACAUCAGUUGGAUGUCAAUAAUACUUUCUUACAUGGGGAUCUUUUUGAGGAUAUUUAUAUGACUCUGCCACCCAGAUUUACAUCUCAUCAACCGAAUCAAUGCUUCUAUGUUGACGAUAUUGUUCUCACUGGUAAUUCUAUUUCUGAACUUGCUGCCAUUAAAUCUAUUUUGCACCAACACUUCCAAAUUAAAGACUUGGGCCCAUUAAAAUAUUUUUUGGGUAUUGAAGUUGCUCAAUCAGAGAAGGGAAUUUGCUUAUCUCAAAGAAAAUAUUGUCUUGAUCUUUUGGAGGAUUCUGGUUUAUUAGGUGCUAAACCUGCCUCUGUUCCAAUGGAUAGUACCACAAGACUAUAUCAAGAUAAAAGUUUCCUACUAUCCGACCCUUUUGUAUAUCGCCGUUUGGUUGGCCAUCUUAUCUAUCUCACUACUACUCGACCGGACAUCAUGUAUGCCACUCAACAAUUAAGUCAAUUCAUGGCAUCUCCUACUGAAUCUCAUCUUCAAGUUGCCAAGCAUGUGUUACGAUAUGUGAAAACUAGUCCCGGCAAAGGACUUUUCUUUCCAAGGGAAUCAGAAAUUCAACUUCUUGGCUUCAGUGACUCUGAUUGGGCCGGAUGUCCUGACACUCGACGAUCUUUAACAGGUUAUUGUUUCUUCUUAGGCAGUUCUUUAGUCUCUUGGAAGACCAAGAAACAAACUACCGUUGCCCGCUCAUCCACGGAAGCAGAAUACCGUGCACUUGCCAACACAACUUGUAAACUUCAAUGGAUACUAAAUGUGUUACAAUUUUUACGCAUCUCUCCUAUCCGCCCACCAGUUUUAUAUUGUGAUAAUUAG
Arachis duranensis is the source of this 1104-nucleotide messenger RNA. RefSeq lists its product as uncharacterized. NCBI's taxonomy places the organism in Eukaryota, Viridiplantae, Streptophyta, Magnoliopsida, Fabales, Fabaceae. The coding region runs from base 1 to 1104 and encodes 367 amino acids. The record is from RefSeq and is a predicted model, not a curated record. The transcript has 2 exons.